Messenger RNA from Australozyma saopauloensis, 2229 nucleotides. It is a transcript of the gene SEC1, whose product is annotated as Sec1p. Gene Ontology annotation, biological process: intracellular protein transport; vesicle-mediated transport. Gene Ontology annotation, molecular function: syntaxin binding. The transcript has a single exon. The coding region runs from base 1 to 2229 and encodes 742 amino acids. The record is from RefSeq and is a predicted model, not a curated record. NCBI's taxonomy places the organism in Eukaryota, Fungi, Ascomycota, Pichiomycetes, Serinales, Metschnikowiaceae. Gene Ontology annotation, cellular component: secretory granule; plasma membrane.
AUGAGCGCCAAUUCUGAUCCAGGCUCCCUAUAUCUGCUCCAGCAGACAUAUUUACUCCUGAAAAUUCGACUGGUGUGUGAGCCAGGUCAACUCUACGCUUUGGUAUUGGAUCGUAAGACAGAGGCGGCACUUCUCCUGGUAACCAAAAAAGAUGCGCUUUUGCGAAUUGUCACUACCGUGGAGGUCAUCGAUGAUAAGAGAAGAUUGCUGCCUUUUUUGCAUGCCAUUUAUUUCGUAGAGCCGCUGGUUUUCAACUUCAAUUGCAUUCUCGCCGACGUUCACACCAACCGAUACAAGGACGGAACGGGCCUUUUGCUACCGUUCCUGCAGUGGGACGAGGAAGCAAACCGGUUCUUUCGGUCCGGCAGAUUUUUGGAGAAUCAGGAUGUUGCUCGUUACUUCCAGGGCGGUAUCAAUUAUGUCCAUGGCUCGAUGGUUCCAGUCGAGUCUCGGGUGUUCCUAGCCGAUAAGGUCACCCCCAAUUCUAUGCCGAUAUAUUAUAACGAGAAUUGCGGUGAGACUGUCCUAUACCAGAUUCGGAAAACGGCGCGUGCGAUCGUGAAUGCUGUAAUUGUGGCUGACGAGUAUCCUCUCAUCCGUUUUUAUUCUCUGCCAGAGGCCACGCACCAAGCUGCCCGGUUGCCAGAGUUGAUAGCAGACGAAGUUCAAAGGCAAUUGGAUGACUAUGCUCGAGCUAAUAAUGACUACCCUCCAGCUUCUGUCGCCGAGAAACCACGUGCUGUGCUUGUAAUUUGCGACCGUACAAUAGACCUCUUUGCGCCGCUCCUUCAUGAGUUCAGUUACCAAGCUAUGGCAAUGGACAUCGUCGAGAAUUUAGAACGCAAUGGUGUUUAUGAGUACUCCGCUGAAAGCGAAGCCGGAGAAGAACAAAAGCUAGAGAGUCGCUUGGACUCCGAGGAGGACGAAACUUGGGUAGCAUUGAGACAUACCCAUAUCAUAGAAGCUUCAGAGUUGGUUGUCAUGAAAAUCAACGAACUUAUAAAAAACAACCCCAUGAUGAUAGACAGAACAAAAGCAAAAACAUCGUCCGAUUUGAUGUACGUUGUUGCCCAUCUUCAAGGUUUCGAUUCAGAGCGUCGCCAGGUCACACUCCACAAGUCAUUGAUUGAUGAGUGUUUGUCUCUUAAUGCUAGCCGCAAAUUGGCCGAGUUUGCUGCUGAUUUCGAGCAGAACUGUACCGCGAAAGGUAUCUCAUUCGAGGGAGUCAAGAAUAAGCACUUGCAUGAGGACCUAAUCGUAUUACUUGCAAGAGACGACCUCACAGUGAAUGACAAAAUCCGUCUUGUUCUCAUUUAUGGCCUCUACCGUGGAGGGUUGGCGGAGUCAGACUUUGUGAAAUUGGCAAAGUUCAUCGGUGUUUCGAACAAUCAAAUUGUAUCAUUGGUUCUGCGCUGUUUCACGAAUCUACAUAAACUUAAUUUCCCUAUUGUGAAAAAGUCUGCCAAAGACAAGCCCAUUACGCAUCACAAUUUCCAUGUGAUCAACAACGAGGGUACCUACAACACAUCGAGAUUCAUUCCUGGUGUAAAAACUGUUCUACAAUCUGCUGUACGCCAUGAACUAGACGAAGAAUGGUUCCCAUACUUUCGAGACAAGCCGCUUGAGGGAGAAUUACCAGUUAAAACUUCCCGACCAGGUCUUGAGCUGACGGGCUCUUUGAGAAAUGUCCGAAUCAAAGCAUCGUGGGCUCCAACUGGUGCCAAAAAUAACGGUAAAUCUAUAUCACGAAACAAACAACGUGUUUUCUGCUAUGUUGCAGGAGGUAUCACAUACUCGGAAAUACGACUGGUCUAUGAACUCUCCACAGCAAUGAACAAAGACUUCUACAUUGGUUCUGAAUUCAUUCUUAAACCCCGUGAUUUUCUUAUUGGGCUUCAAAAUAUCGACGAUGUUAAAAAUUUGGAGAACCUACAGCUUCCUGUGUGGCAUGAAAUGAAUAUGUCUCUGAGUAGGGCACCCGACCACCUUAUACAAGCACAACCACCGGCGCAGCCAAACGUCUCCGGACAAGUCCGCUCUUCUACAUCUUCCCAACAAACACCACCGGGUCAAAAUGGACAAAGUGUAUCUUCUCCAGUCAAGAAAGCACCUACUCAAGCGUCUGUCCCUCAAAAUUACCAGAAGAGGGUCAAUCAAUAUGCAACAGACCUCACGGCCGAGCCCGCAAAGGAAAAAAAGACCUCAAGACUUAAAAGGCUUUUCAAAUAG